GCCGGAAGUUGCGUAAUCCGCCUGCGCCGAUAGGGUGGGUCGUGAGCGGCCUUGAGGAACCAGGAGGUGCUGUCAUGGCUUCUAGUGGGGUUGGUAUGAACGCUGCCGGCUCGGCAAAUGAAGCUUCUGAAAUUCCGGACAACGUAGGAGAUUGGCUUCGAGGCGUCUAUCGCUUCGCCACUGAUAGGAAUGAUUUCCGGAGGAACUUGAUCCUCAAUUUGGGACUAUUUGCUGCUGGAGUUUGGCUGGCCAGGAAUUUGAGUGACAUUGAUCUAAUGGCACCACAGCCAGGGGUGUAGCCAAAAAGACACAUGGAACCUGCCCUGUACUCGAACCUUCCAAAAACAACCUCCAAUCUGUGACCAUCACAAGAUUUACCCUGAUGGCAGCUGAAGUUUGAUUCACAGGACACCUUCCCUUCCCUGCCUGAUUUCCUUUUCUUCCCCAUGUCCACUCAGAGCUCCCUUCUCUGGUCAGCAGUCAGGCUGAAGCUAAAGGGUUGUCUUAUAUUCUAUGAAGUUCUGUACAUAGUUCCUAAGUUUCUGUAGGGGGUCAUCUUUGCUCUUGCCCUGAGGAAUAACCCAGUGAUAUUUUAACACAUACUUGAAAUAAAAACAGCACACAGACA
Messenger RNA from Manis pentadactyla (Chinese pangolin), 628 nucleotides. RefSeq names its product translocase of outer mitochondrial membrane 6 (gene TOMM6). Lineage: Eukaryota; Metazoa; Chordata; Mammalia; Pholidota; Manidae. Bases 75 to 299 code for a protein of 74 amino acids. The transcript is spliced from 3 exons. The record is from RefSeq and is a predicted model, not a curated record. Gene Ontology annotation, cellular component: mitochondrial outer membrane translocase complex; mitochondrion.